This is a messenger RNA of Acanthocheilonema viteae, 7758 nucleotides long. Lineage: Eukaryota; Metazoa; Nematoda; Chromadorea; Rhabditida; Onchocercidae. The record is from the annotation of a GenBank genome assembly.
AUGAGAUUUGCGUUUCGAAUCUUUGAAACCUGGUCAUUCCGGUCACAAGCUAUAUCCAUUGAUUUUUCUGCAUUACCACUGGUAACUCACAGAAAGUCUCAAGAGCUACGAGUCAAACAAGCACUGAACCGACGAAAAAGGUCAAAGUACUAUGAACUCGUUGAGUCUUCUUUUGAUGCGGUAUCUCAACGAAGUCCGUUAAAUUCGGAUCUGAUAAUUAAUGAUUUCGUUCAUUUUACAAAGGCUAUCAAUGGUACUUCACUCAGUGAAAUUUCAUUUUACGAUGUUAAGGUAGCUUUAAUGCAACAAGAAUUUCAAGGCAUGGAUAAACCAACUGAUAAUGCUACAUGCUUCACUUAUUUUGCACCUCAUCCGGAAGAAAUGAGUGAUGAAACCGUGAAAGCCGUGGCGUCUGCUUCAUCCGGUAUUUUUGGCAACUUUUUGAAUCGAAUUUUCAAGUCAUUCAAAGACAUUAGCGUAACAGGAAAUGCCGCAGAUAUAACCGCUACAUCGAUAUCACAAUCCGAAAGCUGCAACCAGUCCAAACAUGAAGAAGUAGGAGGGACACCAAAUGUUUCUGCAGAAUGUUUAGAAAAUGAAGCUGAAAGGGCUGGUAUAAAUUCAAAGGAAAACAAUGAAAACAGUAGUGAUACUGUGGAAGAAAGAAAAAGACCAUAUGUUCGUUUUGCUUCCGUCUUCAAAGGGCGAAAUCCUGAUCUUCUGGAUUAUGAAAGGAGUGAUUUUCGACGUUACUGGAUGCCAGAUUCAAGUGGGCGAGAAUGUUACGAAUGUCAGGAACGUUUUACUGCUUUCAGAAGGCGGCAUCAUUGUCGUUUAUGUGGGCAAAUAUUUUGUUCGAAAUGUUGUGGUGUCCAGGUCUCUGGAUCAUUAUUGGGUUAUACGGGCGAGUUAAGACUAUGUACUUACUGCGCACAUAUUGUAGUUUCUAAUUUACCACAGACAGAAUCAAAACUAGAGGACAGACCCAGUUCACCAGCUUCUGACCAAAAAUCGGUAAAUGAAGCAGACAUCUCAGUCUCCACGAUUUUUACAGGGCCAGUAUCCUGGUCACUAAAUUCACCUGUUAUUGCGGAUGAAGAUAGUGAAAAUGGAACAUCACUUCACUGCACAGUUCCAAGAAAAUCUCCGAUGAAACUUGAUUCUCCUACUCAACUUUCUGUAACGGAAUUAGCUAUGUAUAACUCAGAUAUUCAGUGUUCGGGUACUCAAGAUGUUGGCGAUGAUGUUGAACCCGAAUGGGUAAAAAAUAUUGAAAUGACUGAUAAUGUGAAGCCGGUGGAUUCAUCAAAUUUGAAAUCAGAACCCAUGGAUUAUUCACACUUAGCAUCACAAAAGGAUGAUAUUAAUACCGAGAAUAGGUUGAACUUUCACGGUGCCGAACUGGAUAAUGAACAGACCGUUCCAAAAACUUCACUAUCAAAAGCUGGAAAUGAAGACCCUCGUUUUAGUGAAACAAUUGAAAGAUGUUUUGAAAUUCAAUCCGAAAAACUUAUUUUACAUCUUUUCAAUCGCGAGGGAUUGGAUCCGAGAGAGUGGUGGGAGAUCAUAUGGUCCGUGAGUCAUGUUGUAUCAUCAAUGGUUAAAGUUGAUAUGGAAGGACGAAAAAAUGUUAAUGUUAUGAAACAUGCUCACAUAAAAAGCCUUCAUGUUGCAGUUGAAAAGCCUUCUGCAAAGGUAAUAGAGGGGACAGUGUGCAGCAAAAGCAUCCGCCAUGAAUCAAUGCCAAAUGAGAUUCGUAAUGCAUCAGUUUUGACCUUGGAAGGGAGCAUCGAAUAUGAACGAGUUAACGACAAGCUUUCUUCAAUUGAACCAAUAAUUUCACAGGAGAGCGAAUAUUUACGAAAUCAGGUGGAGCGAAUGCUUUCACAUCGACCAUCAGUAGUACUGGUUGAGCGCAAUGUAGCUAGUUUAGCUGUACAGAUGUUAUUGCAUGCUGGAGUCACACUAGUUUCUAACAUUAAACCACGUGUUUUGCAAAGAAUUGCAAGAAGUACUGGAGCCGAUGUGAUGCCUUCACUUGAUGCACAAAUUCUGAACCAAAAGAUUGGAUUUUGUCCACUUUUUCGACAAGAGAAAAUUCAGUUAGCGAGCGGAAAAUACAAAUGUUUAUUGAUGUUUGAGGAAUGCCCACCAGAAUUGGGCUGCUCUGUGUUGUUGCGGGGUAACUCAAAAAGAGAUUUGAGAACAGCUAAGAGGAUAUUACAUUAUGCAAUUCUGAUGUUGUAUUCCAAUCAUCUUGAAGUAAAACUAUUGUCCAGCUGUGGUACAACUCUGACAAAUCGGUCUGUCGACUGUGAUAUUUGCUCCGUUAAUUCUGCUGAACUGGAUAUAAACAAGGACAGUUUCUGUAACCGUUUGAAGAAAUCCACUCUUUCACCUUCUCCACUGAUCGAUUUUGGAAUUCCAUUCCUGGAAACAUCAAAAGGUCGGCGUUGCUCGCUAAGAAAGUUUUUCAGUCGUUUCAUCAAAAGCUUAUCAAUUGAAAAUAAUGGCAACAGGAAAUAUUCAGACUGUGAAACAGAAGAAAAUUAUCCUUUGAAAAGAUUUGUCCAUCCUUUUGUGAAAAAUAUCACUUUAACCGAAGUGGAUGAAGAUACUAUUGCCUCCUUUCGAGCUUUUUCGGGCUGUAUGCUUCGAUGUAGCAUUAAUAAGCAAAAUCGGAUUCGCUUACGAAAAGAAACAAUUCCUAGUAGAGAAGUUGAAGAUGUGCUGGAUCCGUUUGCUCAUCAACAAAUAUCAGUUCUUUUCGGAUCAUUCUGUGCAAAAUCGCCGAAUGCACCACUAUUUUGCAUUCGGCCUUGGGUUGUAAAUAUGGACUAUUAUGGUGCUAAUGAUAUGUCGUUGGGUGAUUUCUUGAGAAAGUAUUGCUUUAACAAAGCAUACCAAUGUCCAUCUACAAAUUGUGAUUUGCCAAUGAUGGAACAUUCUCGAAGACUGGUUCAUAGGAAUGUUUGUGUAGAAAUAACAACACAGAAUUAUAUGCACUUAAGUAGUGAAUCCAGCAACGCAGCACCGGAUGAGCAAAACGACACUUUACUUGCAUGGCAUUACUGCCCAAAGUGUAAAUCAUCAUCCUCCGUAGUACCGCUAUCAGAAAGUAUAUGUCGGUUGAGUUUUGCUCGUUAUCUGAAUUAUUUAGCAAAUGGUGCUUACGCAACAUGCAAAAUCAAUUCACUUUUACAAUCGUUCUCCACUGCAUAUACAGCACCAAGGUUCUUCAGUGUAAGCGUUGCUGAAGAAGAAUUGGAAGAGACUGUUAAAGAAGAUCCAUUGGUUUGUGCUGUUGAACCAAUAAUAUUUACUCGGAAAUUUGUCGUCGAAUCGAAAAAUGAAAUACAAGAAACAGCAGCAGUCAUCUUCAAAAUUAUGUCAGAACAAAUCGAACAAUUGUCAAAAUAUAUUGAAAAUAGCGUGUAUUCAGCAUGUCAUUCACAGGCAGUAAAAAUUUUAAGAGACGCUCACUCUACCUUCAGCUCAACAGUAAAGUGUUUUGACCCAAGUGGUGCGCUUGCUAGUGAACCAAUAAUCAUUCGGUCAAAUGAUGCUGUUUAUACUCAGGCCAUUGAUACGAUUUGUCGUUGUCGAUACAUUGUCCAACAUACAAUAAAUUUAUGGAAUGAACAGCGUCAGUAUCUUUCUCAACAGAUCCGAACUAUUAAAAAGUGCAAUAGCAGUGGUAUUCUGACGGAAGCAAACAAAGUAAAUAAUGAGCAAACACUCUCAGCGAGUCAUACACAGGUUAAUAGUUUAGAUUUUGAACUCAUGCCGUUGGAUAGCCCAUUCUCUGCCGAGUGUCACUUCAGUUUGCCUCUACCAUCAGCCGGUUUGGCAGCAGUAGUCGUGCGCGAUGUGAUUGAUCACAAGGGUGCAACUCAUCCGGAUAUUGGUUCCAUUAUAGCUUAUGCUUUAUCAUCAGUUGAAUAUAAUACAAAGCGAAGGAAACAACGUGAUUCUGCUUGUAAUGUUUUUGUUGAAGUGGAAUCAGAUUCAGUGGCAAAUUACGAACACAUUAAAGUUGAUUUUGCUGAUGAUAAGGCACAAUAUUACAUAAAGAUUUAUUACGCUGAAAGAUUCCAUAUGUUGCGGAAGUUGUUAUUUGUCGAAGGUGAAGACUGCUUUGUUAGGUCGCUAAGCUCAUCCCAUAGUUGGAGUCCUCAGGGUGGCAAAUCUGGAGCUUCAUUUUAUCGCACACAGGCUGGUUUCUUUGAUGAUCGGUUUGUAUUCAAGCAGAUGUCUCGGUUCGAAAUUCAGUCGUUUGUGAAAUUCGGUCCUAAUUAUUUUAGCUAUGUUUCUACCGCUAUGACUGAUAAUAAAUUGACAACACUUUGCAAGGUUUAUGGGGUAUACAGGAUUUGUUACAAGAACAAGAGUAAUGGUCAACAGUUGAAAGUUGAUGUUUUGGUUAUGGAAUAUCUAUUUUAUCGCCGAAAUGUGAAACAAGUGUGGGAUUUGAAAGGCUCACAAAGGAAUAGGAUGGCAUCGGAAGGAAAAAGAACGGCAGAUCUAGUGUUAUUGGAUGAAAAUUUAGUAAAAGAUCUAUGGAAUAAUCAACUUUAUGUACAUCCUCAUUCUAAGGCAGCAUUAAGUAUGGCUAUCAGUAAUGACAGCCAUUUCCUUUCUGCCCAGCAUGUAAUGGAUUACAGUUUGCUUGUUGGCGUAGAUGAAACGAACAGCGAGUUAAUUCUUGGUAUUGUGGAUUAUAUGCGUACAUAUACACUUGACAAAAAAUUGGAGAGUUGGGUGAAAAUCGUGGCAAUACCUGGGGCACACUUGCCUACUGUCAUUUCUCCAGAAAUGUAUUGUACGCGAUUUUUCGAUGCCAUUGAUACAUACUUUCCGGUUGCACCGGAUCAAUGGACUGGACUUGGUGUUCCACAUGGGUCGUCAUUGCUUGUAGGUUUUUGUAAGAUAAUUUGUGAUAUUCAACGUAUUAUAGGGCAGUUGACGGUUUACCGUUUCAGUUAUCAGACAGUCACAAUAAUGGAUCGUUACCGACGAAGAAGAAAAGAAGACGAAGAAGCGGAAUUAUCAAAAGCUUAUGAACAGUUUCGUGAAGCAUUCGAAGAUGGUGCAUCGAUCGCCAGUAAAUCAUUUGUACGCGGUGCUGUAGUUAAUGCGAAUAAAGUUAUGGAAGACAUGAGUUCGAAACCUUCUAUCUACAAUCCAAAAAUCGAACUUACGAAAAAAGCUUCGGUUGUACCAAAUUCAUUUGAACAAGCAAAAAAGAUCGCGGAAGAAAAAGCAAAACGUAUGAUGGAGGAAGCUCGAAAAGCAAAUUUAACAACAUCUAGACCGCCUCGACCCGGAAAGGCACAGCAAAAAAGCCGAACAAGUAAUUUGGAAGCCUUCAAAGAGGAAUUGAAAAGCAUGCAAGAAGAGCGGGAGCAGCGGAGGCAUUUACGAUCUCAAAUGGAACAGAUGGGCAUGGAAAAAGAAGCACUGGAUCGUAUCGCACCACUUAUUGAUAAUCCAUAUUUGCAUGGAACUGGAGAGUAUGAUAAUGACCCGAAUACAACUAACAUUUAUCUUUCUAAUUUGUCGCUUGAGAUAAAAAUUGAGGAUUUAUAUAAUACUUUUGGCACUUUUGGACCGUUGGCAUCCGCCAAAAUUUUAUAUCCUCGUGAAGAAGAUCGCAAACGGGAGCACUUAUGCGGUUUCAUAGCAUUCAUGAUUCGUAAAGAUACUGAUCGAGCCAUUCAAGGAAUGCAGGGUAAAUAUAUCAGGGGAUCCGAAGUGCGCAUGUCUCUUGCAAAACCAGUCAGCAUACCACCUCAGCCGAUUUAUGUGCCGCCUGCUUUAUUGGAAUUUGCCAUGCCGGAUCCUCCUACUGGCUUACCAUUUAAUGCGAAACCACGGAAGUGUGACCUGGAUGCACUGCUAAAGAAAUGUCCAUUGCCGCGUCUUGGUAGUUCCCUUCCUGAACCCGGUCACGGUUUUGAGGAGUAUCAAAAGAUGCUCAGGAACGCCGUCGUGCGGGUAGUGGUCCCUACAGAAAGGUACUACUUGAUUCUAUUAUCAUUGUUCUUGCAUUCUUCUAUUCAAGCUCUUUGAAGUCUGUUGGUAUUAAUUCAUCGGACUAUCGAGUUUUUGGUGCGUGAAGGACCGCUAUUCGAAGCAAUGUUAAUGGGUCGAGAACGGCAUAAUCCUGUAUAUCGGUUUCUUUUCGAUAAUCACCAUCCAGCACACGUUUAUUAUCGAUGGAAACUAUAUUCCAUACUACAAGGUGAAACACCACAAACUUGGCGCUUGCAGAAGUUUCGAAUGUUCGAUGAGGGUAGCUGGUGGCAGCCACCACCUCACAAUAUUCUCACUGGUGGAAUGCCCGAAUGCUUAUAUCAUACUGCUUUUGAUGGUGGUUUGCCAGCUGAAAGGCCUGUAGUUAAAUCGCGAAAAAGGAAAUACAGCAGCAGCGAGGAUGAAGAAGAAGAUAGAAAAGAAAUUAAAACAAAAUGGCGAGGAGUACUGAGCACUGCUGAACGAGACGAGCUUGAGGAUAUACUCCGUGGACUUCUUCCUGAAAAAUCUUCCGUAGCAGAUGCAAUGGUUUGGUGUGUUGAACAUGCUACAUGUGCCAAAGAGAUCUCUCAGUGCUUGCACGAAUCAUUGACUAUUGAUGAAACACCACUUCACAAGAAGAUCGCUAGAUUGUAUUUAGUUUCGGAUAUAUUGGCAAACUGUGCUGCCCGAGUUCGAGAUGUGUUUUACUACAGGCAAUAUAUUGGCGACUUGAUGCCCGAGAUUUUCAGGGAACUCAAUAAAACUUACGAAAAAAUUUCGGCGCGCUUAAAAGCUGAACAAUUCAAGCAACGAGUGAUGUUAUGCUUUCGCACUUGGGAAGAUAAUUCAAUUUAUCCAACUGAUUUCCUCAUUCAAUUACAGAAUGUCUUCUUGGGCCUUGCGAAAGAAGAUGAAGCAUCAGAGGAUGAUAUCGAUGGUGCUCCGAUUGAGGAAGGCGCAGAAGAAAUGGUUGGAAAGAAGGAAUCAGUUUUUGAAGAGGAAGAUAUCGAUGGCAUACCUAUUGAGGAAGAUACCUUAGAGACACAGCCAAAGAAAGCAGCGACAUUUAAACGAAGCCAGUGGGAUGUUGUAGAUCCAUCAAUUGUUGCGAGUCAAGCUGUAACUACUAGCAAAUGGGAUUUAUUGGAAAAUGGUAAGGAUGAUGAAACAACAGCGGGAAAAGUUGAUCAAGAAGAUGACAUUGAUGGUGCUCCAAUCGAUGAUGAUAAAAAUGGAAGCGAAGAUGGAGAAUGUCCAGAUGAAGAUGAUGAUGACAAAACGAUUUCAAAUUUGCAACAGUCUUUGAAUUUAUCUGCCGCACGCCUCGAUGAGGAAAGACGAAAGAUUCUACGUGAAAUUGAGGUAAAAGUUGUCAAAUAUCAGGAUGAAUUGGAAUCUCAACGAUGUGAGGAUAUUCAUGCCCAGGUAGAAAAAUAUCGUGCUUCUCUAUUAAAACAAAUGGAAGAAAAGCUGGAUGCACUAAACGAACAAAAGGACAAAAAGAAGAAAAAAGGAGCAAAAAGAUCAAGAAGCAGAAAACGGGAAGAUAAAAAAGAUGAUAAGAGUUUCCGAGAAAGAGAGCGUGAACGAAGCAAAGGUGAAAUCGAAAGAAAUGAACGAACACGGGACAGAGAUAGGGAAAGAGGUCGUGAAAGGGGACGUGAGCGCGACAGAUCAAGAUCACGCUCAAAGUACAGUGAAAUAGGAUGUGAAGAAUGGGUUUUGGAGGAGUAUGUGUAA